CCGUUGUACCUAAUAUCCUCCACCAUCCUCUUCAAUGGCUCUCCGGCUCUCCUCUCGCCUCCCCAUCUCCCUUGAGAAACCCAGCAAGAGAUUCUUAAGAAGCCCUCGAACAUUUUUAUUGCAAGUAACACCCCCAAACCUCUCAUCCUCCAAUGAGAGAGGAGGAGGAGAGAGGAGGAGGAGGAGGAGGAGGAGAGCUUUAGCGAGCCAAGCAGUGAGUGAGGAGCAAACCAAACAGUAUUCCCCUUCAUCUCCAUCCUCUUCAAAGGUUGUUCUUGUCGUCGGAGGAACCGGAGGAGUGGGACAGCUAAUUGUAGCAUCCCUGCUAAGCCGAAACAUCAACUCGCGCUUGCUGCUCAGAGAUCCUGAGAAAGCAAUGUCUCUAUUUGGUAUACAAGACGAGGAACCUUUAAAGAUAUGGAAAGGGGACACAAGGAAUCCUAGUGAUUUAGAUCCAACUAUAUUUCAGGGGGUUACACAUGUGAUUUGCUGCACGGGAACCACUGCAUUCCCUUCAAAACGCUGGGAAGGAGAUAAUACACCUGAAAGAGUAGACUGGGAGGGCAUUCGGAAUCUUGUAUCGGUGCUGCCUCCAACUAUACAGAGAUUUGUUCUUGUCUCAUCGGUUGGCGUCACGAAAUUUGGUGAAUUACCAUGGAGUAUCAUGAAUCUAUUUGGAGUUCUAAAGUUUAAGAAGAUGGGGGAGGAUUUUGUUCGCAAUUCUGGCCUUCCUUAUACCAUUAUCAGGCCUGGAAGAUUGACUGAUGGACCUUAUACUUCUUAUGAUUUAAAUACGCUUAUUAAAGCAACUGCUGGAGAAAGGAGAGCAGUAGUUAUAGGCCAAGGAGAUAAACUUGUGGGCGAGGUUAGCAGACUUGUAGUGGCAGAAGCCUGCAUACAAGCUCUCGAUAUAGACUUUACUAAGGGACAAAUAUAUGAGAUCAACUCGAUACAGGGAGAAGGACCUGGAAGCGAUACGGAGAAAUGGAAGGAGCUUUUCAAAGCUGCAUAA
This is a messenger RNA of Asparagus officinalis (garden asparagus), 1012 nucleotides long. Its product is annotated as protein TIC 62, chloroplastic. Bases 35 to 1012 code for a protein of 325 amino acids. Lineage: Eukaryota; Viridiplantae; Streptophyta; Magnoliopsida; Asparagales; Asparagaceae. The record is from RefSeq and is a predicted model, not a curated record. The transcript is spliced from 9 exons.